AUGGCGGGAACGAGAAGACAGCAGGGAAGGGAGGAAGGAAGCGACAGGUGGAGAGAGCUCCUCGAUGAUGGAGCUGCCGCUGAGCUGCGCCGAGGAUGGAGCUUGCAGGGGUCUCUUUGCAGCAAGUUGGAUCGACUGAACAAGAACGCGCUGGGGAGCCAGACAGAUCGAUUGGGCAAUGAGCAAGGGCCUGGAAUCAAAGUCUGGAACAGACAAGCACGAAAGGUAGAGCCUGCAAAGGAAGAGACAACAUUGGUCAAGGGGUUGACCACCAAACCCCCAAAAUCUGAGAAAGCAGCGGGAGAGAGGAGAUCAGCAGACAAGAAGCAAGCUCAACGGACUGAAUGCAUGGCCAUCAUACGGGACCUCUCAAACAUUUCAAGCAUGUUCAACAAGGAACUUGCAGAGUUGACAAGUAGUUUGAUUGAGGAACACACAAAAAACAUCAAAUUUGAUAUCAUCAACCGCCACAAGCACGAAAGCAACAUCUUAACUCUCAGUGCUUUGUUCCAACAAACUAGCCAAGACCUGCAAAGCAGCAAAGAAGAAUGCAAGCAAGCUUGGAAAAGGGCGGAGGAGGCGGAGAAGGGGCUGCGGGAGGCAGAGGCGACAUCGAGAGAGCUGCGGAAGGAGAUGGAGGGGCUUGAAAGAGCUCUGGAGGAGGCCGGGCGAAGCUCAGAGGGGCUACGGGAGGAGGUGAUGCGGAUGCAGGAGGAGGCGGAGAGGGGAGACGAGGCUGGGGAUAGAGGAGGACGCGAGGGGGUGGAGAUCAGCGGUGGAGGGCUUGAGGAGAGACGGGGAGGCGCUGCGGGGGCGGCGGAGGCGGCGGAGGAGAGGAGGAGGAGGGAGCGGGAGGACGGGGAGCGGGAGGCAGCGGGGCUGCGGAGGAGGCUUGAGGAGGCGGAGGAAGCCGGGAGGCAGCUAGGAAGGAGGCUUGAGGCGUCGGAGGAGGAGCUUGAGCGUCGGAGGAGAGAGCAGGAGGAGAGGCGGGCAAGGGCGGAAGACCAGGUCGAGGAGCUACGGCGAGAGCUGGCGGGGUGUGCGGGAGAGGUCAGGCGGGCGACGGCGACAACGGAGGAGGCGAUGGAGCGAGGAAGCAGACAGCUGCGAUGUGCGGAGGCAGCGAGGGAGAGCCUGCGAGCGCGGGUGGUGCAGGGGCUGCAGGAGGUGAAGCGACAGGCGGACGAGCUGGAGGAG
Molecule: messenger RNA, 1197 nt
Organism: Guillardia theta CCMP2712
Lineage: Eukaryota; Cryptophyceae; Pyrenomonadales; Geminigeraceae
Exons: 8
Source: RefSeq, a predicted model, not a curated record